This is a messenger RNA of Tigriopus californicus, 1567 nucleotides long. RefSeq lists its product as uncharacterized. The transcript is spliced from 6 exons. Gene Ontology annotation, cellular component: cytosol. The record is from RefSeq and is a predicted model, not a curated record. Bases 115 to 1200 code for a protein of 361 amino acids. Lineage: Eukaryota; Metazoa; Arthropoda; Copepoda; Harpacticoida; Harpacticidae. Gene Ontology annotation, molecular function: L-galactose dehydrogenase activity.
UACCUUCAAUACAUGACUGACUAUGAAGCAGUUAGUCUCAAAUCUCAAUUGUGUUGACGUUGGCAAUCUGCUACAAAAUCAGAGAAAGAAACUUGUGUGAAAUCAUCGAACACCAUGCCCAACAAGAUUGCGGUUCCUUUACCACCCACCUACGUCGAGGGUUUUCACAACCUGGAUCAGGUGCUGCUGACCGAAUACCAAGGUAUUGGCAAUACCAAUCUCAUGGUGUCCAAUUUUGGUCUUGGUGGAAGCGGCUUGGCCUCGAUGUACGGGGAGGUGAGUCAGGAAACUGCCAAUGGCAUUGUGGAGAUCGCUCUGAAAGGUGGUGUGAACUAUAUCGAUACGGCCCCUUGGUACGGACAAGGAAAAUCGGAGAUGGUCUUGGGAGAGGCGUUGAAAAGCAUCCCUCGGCGAGCUUAUUAUGUAUCCACAAAGGUUGGACGCUAUGAAAUGGAGGUGACCAAACAAUUUGACUUUACCAGGAAAAAGAUCCGUGAGUCCGUGGAAAAAAGCAUGGCUUUACUAGGUCUUGAUUAUUUGGACCUGGUUCAGAUUCAUGACGUCGAAUUUUGUCAUUCCCUGGACCAAAUUGUUCAGCAUAGUAUUCCUGAACUGAUAGAGCUGAAGAAAGAGGGCAAAAUCAAACACAUUGGUAUAACGGGUUAUUCCAUCCGAGUCAUGAAGAGAAUCGUUGAGCAAGUAGAACCAGGAACCAUUGACACCAUACUUAGUUAUUGCCACUACAACUUGUUCAACCAAGAUUUAUUGGACUUUAAGGAGUUCUUCACCAACAAUGGAAUCGGUAUCAUCAACGCAUCUCCAGUUGGAAUGGGCCUUUUAAGCCCAGAGGAUCCACCCAAAUGGCACGGGGCCUUCAAACAAUUGAGGACAGCCUGCUCUGAUGCUGCCAAAUAUUGCCAUGCCAAGGGUUUCAAUCUUAGCUCUUUGGCUGUGAAAUGGUGCCUUCGCCAGAAAGAGUUUCCCACCACCCUCAGCAGUGUGACCAGCCAAAAGAUGAUGGAGGAAAAUCUCAAGUUGGCCCAGAAUCACCUCACUCCUGAAGAGAGUGAGAUGAUUGCCGAUGUUCAAACCAAAUUUUUCAAGCCACUAGUGAUCAACAAUUGGGAAAAUGUGGAUGUGAAUUCGUAUUGGACUGCCAUGGAAAAGAAAGGCUCCUGCCAACCUUCUGAUUUAAAGUGAGAUAUGAGGCAGAUUGACGGAUUGAGUGGAGUGAGACGUGGUCAAGAUGGCGAUCUUUUGUUCGGAGCUCGUAAAUAUUCAUAUUGCCUUUACAAGCUGGCCGCAAAGAGGCAAGUGAAUUCAUAAUGCCUCCAUCUCAGCCACGGUCUUUGACUAUUCAGACUAACUGAAUAUUUAACUCCUUUCAAUCUCCACGCCUCAACCUUUCCUGUUCCACCACAUUUCCAUCCAACGUACAACUUUGUCAGACUCAUUUUGACUUGAGAAAAUAAGCCUAAAGCGAUGAAGAUGGACCCAGUGUAUGUUUGUAUCAAAACCAAAUGACUUCAUAUAUAUUUUAUCUUCAAUAAAACUUGCCUUUCGUUGA